Morus notabilis is the source of this 1321-nucleotide messenger RNA. RefSeq names its product transcription factor HHO3. Gene Ontology annotation, biological process: regulation of DNA-templated transcription. Bases 38 to 1177 code for a protein of 379 amino acids. NCBI's taxonomy places the organism in Eukaryota, Viridiplantae, Streptophyta, Magnoliopsida, Rosales, Moraceae. The transcript has 5 exons. The record is from RefSeq and is a predicted model, not a curated record. Gene Ontology annotation, molecular function: DNA-binding transcription factor activity; DNA binding.
ACCCAAAUAACCAAAAAUAAGUGAAAAAAAAAAGAACAUGGAUUUCUCAGAAAAAAUGAACUAUUCAGGACUUGGGUUCCGAGAGUAUGUUGAAACUUUAGAGGAAGAAAGGAAAAAGAUUCAGGUUUUCCAGAAAGAACUCCCUUACUGCUUGGAACUUGUCACACAAACCAUUGAGAGAUGUAAGCAACAAUUAUCAGGAACGGCGACGACCACAGAGUGCUUGCAUGGGCAAUCGGAGUGUUCGGAGCAGACUUCAAGUGAAGGACUUGUUUUUGAGGAGUUUAUUCCUUUGAAGAGAACGUCUUCCGAUAAUGAAGAUGACGAGGAUGAGGAGCAGCAAUCUCCUAAGCGCAAGACCAGCAUCAACAACAAUAACAUGGCUGAUAACAAGAAGAAAGCGGAUUGGCUUAGAUCUGUUCAGCUUUGGAAUAAUCCAACCCCAGAUCCAGCACCACAAAAAGAGGAUGUGCCUAAAAAAGCUUCGGUUUUGGAGGUGAAGAGAAAUGGGGGUGCUUUUCAGCCUUUCCAAAGGGAGAAAAAUGUUGGCAAGCGUAAUGGGUCGCCGGCGCCGGCGCCGGCUCCAGCGUCUGCUCCGGCGGCGAGUUCGAGUUCUGGCAAGAGGGAUGAUGAGACGGAAGGGCAACAGAGUCAGAGGAAGCAGAGGAGAAAUUGGUCGCCUGAGUUGCAUAAGAGAUUCUUGAAUGCCCUUCAACAACUUGGUGGUUCUCAUACUGCUACUCCAAAGCAGAUUAGGGAGCUGAUGAAGGUUGAUGGGUUAACAAAUGAUGAAGUCAAAAGCCACUUGCAGAAAUACCGUUUGCACACUAGAAGACCAACUCCAGCCACCCCAAACAAUGGCAAUGCACAAACGCCACAAGUAGUUUUUGUGGGGGGCAUAUGGGUGCAGCCCUCUGAAUACGCCGCGGCAGCUGCAUCAGCUGCAGCAUUGGGCGAUCCCUCCAGCGUCACCACCGCUGCCAACAGAAUCUACGCACCCGUGGCAGCACCGCCGCCCGCAAUCCAGCACAUGGCGGUCCACAGACCGCAGCAAAAGAAGCAGUCCGAUUCCUCUCAUUCCGAAGAAAGGAUCAGCCAUAGUGGAGGUGUCCAACAUUCCAAUUCCCCAGCCACCUCAUCCUCCACUCAUACGACCACAUCUUCCCCUGCGUUUUGAUCUUCUUAUUUGAGAAUGAUUUAAAAUUUUGUAACCAGUAUGUGCAAUAGAGAAAAGUGUUAUAUGACCACACACCAUGCUGACUGUUUUCUUUCGUUCUUUUUUACAUUCUCUCGUUCUUGCUGGACUGAAAUGGGAAUAAAG